Chaetomium strumarium is the source of this 1857-nucleotide messenger RNA. RefSeq lists its product as uncharacterized. The transcript has 6 exons. The record is from RefSeq and is a predicted model, not a curated record. Lineage: Eukaryota; Fungi; Ascomycota; Sordariomycetes; Sordariales; Chaetomiaceae. Bases 1 to 1857 code for a protein of 618 amino acids. Gene Ontology annotation, biological process: protein phosphorylation. Gene Ontology annotation, molecular function: ATP binding; protein kinase activity.
AUGGAGACGCCCCCCGAAUUCCGGCGUUGCGGGCUGUCAGCCAGCGCUGUUGCCGCCGCGUGCGACAAAGCGGCCGAGGACCGGCGCCGUCAGACACCCGAUUACGAGCCCUUUGCUGCCGUGCAGAACGCCUACAAGUACUUGUGCGAAGAACUGCAUUUGCAAUUGGCAUCCGACGAUGUUGACAAACUUCGGAGCCGCAUCACCAACCCCGCGUACCACGAGUGUGAAGCUCGCUUUUUGUGCGACGCACUAGGCAAGGCGAUUUUCCAGAACCUGGCGAGGAAACACGCGACAGGCGGCGCACCCACGCUGGAUGGCUGGCGAAAGACGUCGAAGGAGAGGAGACGGCUGCUGGCGAAGAACGGAGUCGGCAGUGAGCGACUGGCGAAACUGCGAUACCAAAUCGACGAUUCGGAGUACUGGGAGUUGGAAGCGAAACACCUCAAGCAGAUCUGGCCCCUGAAAGAAGAAGAGGCCUGGGAGAAGCGCAGAAAGGCGCUGGCAAAACGCGAGAGGGCCAAGCCCAAGAGGCUGCGAUGCGAAGGCUCUCGGCGCUCUUCUCGUCUGCGCGAGCGGGAAGCCCUGGCAGGCCGGACGGGGGUCCCGUCACACAAACGCCGCGGCCAGAGGGUCUCGUCGCAGUGUCCCGCGUCCUCCCUCAGGCUCAACAUCCUUCUUCAUGACCCUCUUCUUAGAGUACUCACCCUUGGUAAUAAACCAUGGCUCCUGAGCGUCUCGACCCAGCAACAACCGCCGCCUCCGAACCCACCGCCUUUGACGGACGCAGAGGCUGCCAUCGACACGGAGUCGGAGCCGGACACAGACUACGCAACUGACACCGAGUCGGAGCCGGACAAGAAGUCGGGCGACGAGGAAGAAGCGGACGAGGCGGCCAACCUUGACGCCUCCAGCGACGCUCCACAGAACGCUGCUGGGCUACCGGGGAACCUUAAUACUUGGUCGCGCCCCCGUCCCAUCCGCCUGCGAAGUGGAAAGGGUGCAUUAAAGGGCGACGUCAUUGGGCCCCUUUUGGCCCUACGAGUCGGAGAAGACAUGUACGAUCCCAUGGCCGGCUGGGUGCUUGGUUCCUCGCGUGACGACGACUGUGAUCUGCGACUCUCCAAGGACAAUCGUUUUGGCGUCAGCAGGAAGCACCUUCGAUUUGACUUUGAGCUCGCUUCGAAACGCCCACGCAUCACUGUGUCCUCCCGGAAUCGCCUGCGCGUUAUUGUGCACCAGACCCCUGGGGACCGCGUAGUCAUCCUCCAGAAAGGAGAGUUAUUGACGAUCAGGACCUCGAACCCUAUCACCGUUGACUUCAGCUGGCAUAGCUUCGAGGCAUGGUACAUCACUUCUGGAAAGUACUUCGCCGCCAAGGAACCGCGUUGGCGAAGCACGGACAGCGCCAGCACGGUCUUAAGUCGAUGGGAAGACUACAAGACCCAAUACGCAUUACUCGAGAAGCUUCGACAUCCGCAUAUCGUCAAAGUCCUCGAGCUGCUGCUUGACAAGAAGCAACCGCCGUGGCUGAUCAUGGAAUACGUCCAAGAUAAUCUGGACACUGCAGUGGCCUACAUACACACGCGGGACUUUGUUCACCUCGACAUAAAGCUCUCUAACAUUCUUGUUCAAUGGGACGGCAACGAACCCGCCGUUAAGCUCGCCGACGUUGACACCACAAGAACCACCAAGACCCUUCCCACCAUGACGACCUUCGUCGGCACCCCCGUGCACAUGGUUCCGGAGAUCUGGAGACACGAGGGACCGUCCGGCAAGCCAACAGAUAUGUGGACUGUCGGACUCGUGGCACUGCAGCUCUUCACCACCUGGCGAUCGGAACAAGAUACGUCAUAG